Gryllus bimaculatus (two-spotted cricket) is the source of this 2166-nucleotide messenger RNA. Lineage: Eukaryota; Metazoa; Arthropoda; Insecta; Orthoptera; Gryllidae. The record is from the annotation of a GenBank genome assembly.
UAAGUUUAUUAAAUUUCUGUUCAAAGAAUAGUUCUCUUUUAGUUAUUUUCUUUCUGUCAUGGUGGAAAUAACACGAUGCUCUGUAUACCAAAGUCGUCAUGGCAUGUUCGUACCAUCCACGGAUUGGAUUCGUAGGAUUUAUCGUUCGUUUUGUUCAUCUGCCAACUGGAAGGGUUGGAGGGAUCGUGGCAACUUCCCCUGUGGGAAAGGAACAGAAGAGCGCCUGGUGCACUGCAGAUGAAUUGCCACGAGAAACACAUGUCAAGGCAAGAUAGUGUUUACUUGGCGUAUUCUAACAAGAGGAUGGUGACGUGUUUAUUUUUGGUAGCAUAUGUGGUAUCUCUGUCUCUUUUCACCACUACGAGGGAGUGGCAAGCCAACGAACCCGAUUAAAGGACAUCGGGACAUGUUUACAUCGACGAGAAAUGUCAACGAAACCUAAAGAUAAUGAACUUACGAGUAUUACUAGUAUCCAUGCUGGAUUAAUUGACGAAGUACAUGACAUUCCAAUGUCUGUUUUAAUUCGUCCGUUUCCACCCGAAGUGAAUGAAGAUAAAGUGAAAAGUUUAAUGGAAACAUUGCGGGAUCCUGAAAAAUAUUUUGAUGUACCACCAAUUGAUGUGUUGUGGAUUAAAGGAAGAGAAAAUGGUAAUUACUACUAUUCCUUUGGUGGCUGCCAUCGAUAUGUUGCACAUCAGAGGCUUGGCAGACAAACAAUAAGAGCGAAACUUGUCUCUUCAACUGUUAAUGAUCUUAAAACUUACCUGGGAGCAUCUACACCUGAUCUCAAGUAAUUCAUCUGCAGCUGAUGAAGGAAUCAUUUUUAUUCAAUAAAAUAAACAAUUGUAUACAUUUUUAUUUUUUAUGGUGAAUUUUCAAAUAUUUUAUUUUUAUACAUAUGUAAAGGUGACUGGUUGAAUCUUGUACUCAGGAUUUUAAUAUUAAACCAAAAUGUAAAAACUUUUCAUUGUUAUGUUUUAAAACUGUGGUUGUAUUAAAAAACAAACCGUAUGACCAACAUAAAAUUAUUCCACUUUUGGGUUUUGUCAAUUACGAACACCAGUUGAUUCAGUUGUACAAUGCAUCAAGUAUAUGAAAGUGAUUUUUAAACAUGAAAUUCUAUUGACCACUUUUAUUGGCUGGUAAGUGAAAGAUUGUUAAUUGAGCAAAGAAUAUAAUUCGUAGAAAUCAUAUUCUGACCAGUGUGUAUACGAUUCUGAACCACAACGAUUGAUAAAUUUUCACUGAUAUUUGCAAAAUUUCUUGUGUAACAUGUACUUUAAAUCAAUUCAUCAUUACUAUUCCUUCAUUUUUUUUUCUUCCAUCAUUUAAUUCCUGUAAGUUCCUCUACCAUUUGAACUAAAAUGUUCAAUUUAUGGAGGUUCAAGAUACUGAUAAAUUUGCCAAUAGGAACAUUGGAGAAAUGAAACCAGGACCCAAAAGCAGUACACUUUUGUUAUUUAAUUGUGAAUAGAGAAAAAAAACAAAACAAAAAACCUUUCAUUGGAAAUCUGGAUAUAUUUUGAUGUUGAAAAUAUGUACAUAGGGUAAAGCAUAUCUGUAAAUCCAGUUUAAAUUACAAAAUCUGAGUUAAAAAACUCAUUACACUGACCCAAAAUAAAAUUGCAAGUUUUUCAAAACUUAUUGCUCAUACCCUUCUAGGACAGUUAUCAGACUUACCCCAAACCUUAAUAAUAAACUCAGUCUACUUUGUGCUACAAAAAUGCACUGAAAACAUUAAUACAACUACACCUUCCAAAAAAAAAUUGUAAGAAAUUUAUUUUACAGUACAAAUUUAUAAACAAAUACAAACAAAACUUAUGACAGUAAUAUGAUAAAAUCAAAAAUACUAUCAAGUAAAUGCAAUACUUCAUUCUGCAUGGAAAUAAAUUAGUAAAUUACAUUUUGCAAUUACUACAUUGCAGUUGCUACAAAUGGAAUUGCUACAUUGCAAAAUAAUAUAUUAUCUUUGACUAAAGCGAAACUAAAAAUCCAAUAACUCAGUUUUUCUUGAAUCCAUAGGUUAAAACUUAAUUUAAUUUGUACACAAUUAAAGCACAUCUGUAACAUAAAAUAAACUCCAGAGAAAAUACAACAAGAAAAACAAUGAACAGAUACAAUUAUUUUCAGUAACUGCAAAUUCAAAUCUGGAGCAAAUAUCCAGAA